AUCGGCGUCGCAAUGCGCUCGGCCCUCCUCGUCGUCGCGGCGGCCCUCGCGCGCGCCGACGACCGCCCCGACGUCGGGGACCACGCCGCCUUCGCCCGCUACAUGGUGAAUCGCUUGACCUGGGCGACGCUCUCGACGAUCUCCGAGGACAAGGAGAUCAAGGGCUAUCCCUUCGGCAACCCGGUCUCCAUCGGCGACAACGCCACGGGCACGCCCUACAUGUGCGUGAGCCCGCUCGACGCGAGCGUCAUCGACCUCGAGAAGAACGCGCGCAUGUCGCUCACGUUCUCCGAGGCGCAGGAGUUCGUGACGACGGCGGCGUGCGACCCCGCGGGCGGCGACCCGGAGAACCCGCCGUGCUCGCGGCUCGUGCUCACGGGCGAGUUCAAGAAGGUCGAUCCGAAGCACGAGGAGUGGGCCGUCGCCGCCGCCGCGCUCAAGAGCAAACACCCGGCGAUGGACGGCUGGGGCUGCUUCGGCGGCGGCGCCAUGUCGUCGCACGCGUUCUUCCUCGCCAAGCUCGAGAUUCGCCAGGCCUGGCUCAUCAACAUGUACGGCGGCCCGGCCGUCGUCUCGCCGAAAGACUACUACGCCGCGGACGCGCCGCUCCCGGCCAAAUCCGCCGCGACCGGACGCGCGGCCGCCGAAGCCACGGCGACCGCCUGAGUUGUAUGUCCGCGUCGCGGUCCGCGACGCCGCGCUCGCGGACCCGGGCGCACGCGCGAAGCUCCGCUGCUGGCCCAGUGGGGCCUCGCGUCGGACGCGGACGACGUCGGUGACGUGCUGGCGAGGAGGAGGGCGGCGCUGAACUACGGCGCGUAGGGUGUCUUACACAGUGUCUAGAUG
Messenger RNA from Aureococcus anophagefferens, 846 nucleotides. RefSeq lists its product as hypothetical. The coding region runs from base 13 to 666 and encodes 217 amino acids. The record is from RefSeq and is a predicted model, not a curated record. The transcript has a single exon. NCBI's taxonomy places the organism in Eukaryota, Pelagophyceae, Pelagomonadales, Pelagomonadaceae.